Molecule: messenger RNA, 3307 nt
Organism: Salvelinus fontinalis (brook trout)
Lineage: Eukaryota; Metazoa; Chordata; Actinopteri; Salmoniformes; Salmonidae
Exons: 4
Coding region: 177-2330 (717 amino acids)
Source: RefSeq, a predicted model, not a curated record
GAAUGGCCUCACACACCACUACAGUAGGUGGCGGUGUAUGCACCUUAAAGUUGGAUGCAAUCCGACAACCAAAUCGAAAGGAAGAAGAAUCAAAGCAGGAAGUGAAUAGCUAGAGCGUUGGUGUAUUUUCCUCGUUGACAUGUGGCUCUAUAGACCCUAAAAUUCCAAAAUUACAGAUGGAGUUGAAUACGUUUCUUACUCAGCGAUUAACAGCGGCUGCUGUGGAGAUAUCGGCUGUCUUUGAGAAAAAGAUAGUCGAGUACCAGGUCGAAAUCUCCCGUUCGAAGGAGGAGAACAAACGUCUACAGAGGCUGUUGAAUUUGGUUUUCCACCCGGAAAUUAAGUUACAUCGAGCAGACUCCCAGCAGCUCUCUCUUCCUGUCUCUGAAGAGGAGGUUCCCCCUGAGCAGCAGCUCUGUGAGCAGGAGAGGAGCCCCAGUCAGGGGCAGGAGGACCCAGAGCCCACACUGAUUAAAGAGGAACAGGAGGAACUCAGGACCAAUCAGGAGGAAGACCAGCCUCAAGUUCUGGAACCUGAUACCAAAGACCUCUUGAUUCCUGCCUGUGUGAAAAGUGACUAUGAACAGGACCCACCUCUGCCCUCACAUCUUGACCAAACCUUGGAGAACAGAGAGAGGGACUCUCUACCCACCAACACAACUGAAGAGAUCAAAACAGAACCUGAUGGAGAGGACUACAGCGGAUCAGAACCAACCAGGGACUCUCAGCUCCUCUCUGAAGCCCAGAUAGAAAACAUAGAAGAAUGUGUUGAUGGUAUGGAGAGACACAUUCCUCCUCCCUUCUCUCCAGACUCCCAGCAGCCCUCUCUCUCUGUCUCUAAAGAGGAGGUUCCCCCAGAGCAGCAGGAGAGAAGCCCCAGGCUGGGUCUGGAGGACCCAGAGCCCACAAAACAAGAGGAACUCUGGACGAAUCAGGAGGAACAGCAGCUAGAAUCUGACAGCAGAGUAUCAGAACCAACCAGUGACUCUCAGCUCCUCUCUGCAGUAAAUCCAGAAUGUUCUGCAGCUCAGAAUGAAAACGGUAAAGUUCAUCAGAGUCCCAGCACUUCUUCAGAACAAGUUUCUAGUAACGUGGAAUCAAAUGAAGCAUCUAAUUUCUCUACCUGGAGUGAGGAAAACAUCUCGGCUACAGACAGCAACUCUUCAGACAGGAGCUCCUGCACUAAAGAAGACUCUGAGGCACGUAAACCAGCCAAGAGAACACGCCAUUCUAGUGGUGUGGUGAAUGAACCAUCUGAUCUGUCUAACUUCUGUGAUGAAAACCACCCGGGGACUGAGAUCAGGCCUUCAGACGGCAACAAAGACAUGAACAUCCAAACAGACUCUGGGGCUCAUAAUCCAGCUAAGAGGAUAUGUCGGAGGGUGCCUGAUAUGUCAGAGGGUGCAGUAGCAAGACGUGGGAGUGGAGAGAUGGCCUCCUGUUCCCGUCCCAAAGUGCCAGGAUCCACUCCAGAUUACACCCACUGCUUGCACUGUCAAGGUCUGUACAUUCGAAAGUCACUAUGGAAACAUGUCAGAUACUGCCCUCUGAACCCCAAAGCUGAAGAACCAAAACCUGGACAAAAGAUGAGGUUUCAGUCAGCAAUGGUGUUUAAGUUGUGUCCUCAACCCGACUACGUCAGCACAGGUCUUUGGAAGAUAGUUUGUGGUAUGAACUCCGGCCAAGUUUCAUUUGUGGUAAGAAAUGACAAAUGUAUCCUCCUCAUGGGAGAAGAGAUGUACAACAAACUACCGCCAGAUGACAGAAGAAAUAAAUACAUCCAACAAAGAAUGAGAGAGGUGGCAAGACUCCUCAUCACGGCCAGGACGUGUACACCUUUGAUGUCCUUUGAGGACCUGGUCAUACCUAGUAAUUUACCUCACGUCAUCACGGCAGUGAGAGCUGUUGCUGGCUACAACGAGGAGAACAAAACGUACGACUGUCCCACGCUGGCUGUUCAAAUGGGAUACAACUUAAUGAACAUUGGCAGCGCUGUGGAAUCCUCUGCACUGACGUCAGGACAACACAAAGUCGCGGAGUCUGCUGGCAAAUUCAAAAGUUUCAAGUGGAAUGAGGUUGUUUUGGCUGGAGCACUGUCCACUCUCAGUGAACCCAAAAAUAAAUGUACCCAGCCGACCCGUCGCACAGGCGCCCAGCCGACCCGUCGCACAGGCGCCCAGCCGACCCGUCGCACGGGCGCCCAGGUGACCCAGGGCCCAGCCGACCCGGCGCACAGGUCCUCAGCCGACCCGGCACACAGGCGCCCAGCUGACCCGGCGCCCAGCCGACCCGGCCGUCAGGCACCCAGCCAACCCGAAGAAACACUGUGAGAUUAAAGUGGAUCACUGAUGAGGUAGCAGCAGUAGAGAAACACAUGAUGCCGUUCAUAAAGAGUAGCCGAGUUCCUGAAAAGAGGGACUGCCUCGAAGGCCUCCAGUCAGAACCUGUGGCGCUCAAAAGCAGAGACUGGUCUCCCUAGUUCUAUGUAAAUAGAGUCAAACAGAGACAGAGUACUGCAGGGAACUUGGGAGACCGCGGCCCAGACGGGGACUUCAAAUCAGGUCCAGAGACUGUCAAUGCAACACCUUAGCCAUUGUGUUUCCCAGUCAGACUUCCAACCAGCCAGGGAUUCGAACCAGCGACUUUGUGUGUGUGGUGGGGGGUUACAGGUACAAUAUUUAAAUUCAUAUUCUGUUCAUAUAUUUUAUAUUUAUUAGUUCACACAUUGUACCUGUGGGCUGCCACAAAAAAAUAAAUAAGAGGAAAUUAACUCCACCAUUUCCUGGUUGCUAAAAAUCUAAUAGUUAACCUAAUUUUAGUUCGUGACAUCACAAGCAAGUCUAGUGUAGACUACAGGAUCAUUGUACUAUCUAAACCGCUGUGAAAUAUAUUUUCCAUAACCAAAAAGAUUGUAUUUUCAGCUGUUUUGAAGCUGGUGAACAAAACUUGAAAGUAAAAGACGCAAAAAACAAAACUUAAGAACGGGAAGCAUAGAAAUAGUGCACAUAGAACAGAUCUACCGGCUUCCUAGACUUUGCUUUCAAUGAGAGUGACAGAUCUAUAACUGUAAGUAGAUAUGCAGUCCUCCAUGGGGAUCUUGAGAGGCAGUAGGGCUGAUUUUUGGUUUUGAUUAAUUUUGUAAUUUGAGAUUAAAGUGAAUGUAUCUAUGAUCUUCAAUGCAUUUGGGAGCAAUAGAGAUACAUUGUCUAGAUAUAGUACAAUAUCGUCUGCGUAUUGGUGUUUUUACUUUGAUGAAUUGCCUGGGCCAGUGGUUCCAUGGAUAAUAAAAUAACAAAGGAGAAAUUGA